AUGUCGGGUUACCAGCAAAGGGCAGUUAAGGGUGCAGAUGGAAUUAAGUUUACUAAUAGGCUGACUUCGAGAUGGAGAGAUUGUCCCGGAUUAAUCAGUUCCACACUCUCUACUCAUUUGCUCAGAAGACCAUCACCUUUCCUUCCUGCAAUCUCUAAAGUUGUCCGCUUUCCUCUGAUCACCAGCCUUACUAACUCAGCCAAGAUGGAAAUGCCCACUCUCUCUGAAAUGCCUAAGCCUACUCCUGAUCUCAAUCAAGAGUCUUUGGACCCUAAGAUUGUCAUUGCCUUACUUGAAAUUGGAUCACCUCCCUCUGUCUCUUGGAAUUCUCUCCCUUCCCUAAGUAACAGUUGUCACCAAGAAACUGAACAACAGACUGCAAAGAAGUUUGAAAAUCUCUUAAAAGAAAUUAAAGAUAUUCUUAAAAAUAUGACAAGUUAUAAAGAAAAGAUCACAGAAGCAAAAGAGUCUUUUGAGGAAACCAAUAUCUCCGAGGAUGUGUCAGAACUUAGGAAAAAAAACAAAGGACUUGAUAAAAUAAAUAAAGUGCUAUUAAAAAACUUGCUUGGUUGUUUAGACCUAGACAACGAACAAAAUGCAAAGAAACAAGAGAUGAUAUUGGAAAACCAGAACUGGAAAGACACAGUACAAGGUUUUGCAAGGAAUGUGGUAAAUCAUUCAGAAGCAAAAAGAGCUCUUAUUGAAACUCAACUAAGUAAGGAAAAAGUAGAGUACAGAUUCCCUUAUGUUCAAGAUGAAAAUGUCAAACUUAGGAAAAACAUGGAGCAGUUACUACAGGAAGCAGAACGCUGGAGUGUGCAACAUACUGAGCUUAGUGGACUGAUAAAAUUGUAUCAUAGAUCUCAGAAAGACAUAAGAGUAACUCUUGAAAAUCGUGAGCUCCAUUUCCAAAGUCAACCGAAUAACAAGGUGUCGGCUAAUCAUGAGCUGGAGGCACAGGUGAGGAAACUGAACCAAGACACGUAUUCAUUGCAUUUGAUUGCAGCUUUGCUGGAGAAUGAAUGCCAAAUGUUACAGAAGAGAGUAGAACUUCUUAAGGAUGCCCAUCAUCAAACAAAUGGAACUUUGCAAGGGAAGCCAAUUCAGAUAAACUAUGAACAGGACAAGAAAGAACAGAAGUUAUCAGAAGCAGAGAAGGUAGAAAGGUAUAAGCAGAAAAUGCAAGAACUGGAAGGUACAUUUCAGAAAAGAGACAAAUUCUAUAGAAACCUGGAUGUUUGUCGUAAUAAGAAAGCUCGUAAUAACCGGUUCAAUAUUCGUAUUGCAAGAAGAGCUCUUUUGGGGAAAAAGAGGCCAGCCAGCAGCUUCAGAUAG
Messenger RNA from Pteropus alecto (black flying fox), 1335 nucleotides. RefSeq names its product spermatogenic leucine zipper 1 (gene SPZ1). Gene Ontology annotation, cellular component: nucleus. Lineage: Eukaryota; Metazoa; Chordata; Mammalia; Chiroptera; Pteropodidae. The coding region runs from base 1 to 1335 and encodes 444 amino acids. Gene Ontology annotation, molecular function: DNA-binding transcription factor activity. The record is from RefSeq and is a predicted model, not a curated record. The transcript is spliced from 2 exons.